Molecule: messenger RNA, 1413 nt
Organism: Durusdinium trenchii
Lineage: Eukaryota; Dinophyceae; Suessiales; Symbiodiniaceae
Source: the annotation of a GenBank genome assembly
AUGGACCAAUUUGAUCUCCCGGUGCUGCAGAUCGGCACGCUCUUAUGCAUCUUGUGCAUCCUCUUAUGGAGCCUUUGCGUUUACAAGGAGUUCCGUCGCAUCUCCUUGGCCCUGGCCGGUGCCGUUCAGAUUCCACGGGGGCGCUACACGCAGUUCCGAGAGGGCCAGUUCUUUGUGAUUUCUUGGGGCCGCUUGAGCCUUUUGCUCUUCACCUACUUCACCCGCAUUGUGGUAGCAUCCGUCUUGCUGGUGGCUGGUAUUUUUUGGCUAGCGCGCACCGUGUCAACUACGGAAUUGAUGCUCAAUGCCGUAGCACUCAAUGCGAUUUUGGAUGUGGAUGAGUUCCUUUUUUCGGGGUUGACCCCCAUGAAGUUCCAACAUGCAAUUCAAAGCCUGGCCCCAAUGACACUGACCUAUAGCAAACGGCGCAGCCAGUGGGAGUCCAGCGUUCAGUGUUUCAUGCUCUUCGUGACCAUGUGGUUGCCGUAUGCCGGGCUCUUGAGGCCACUCUCUGUGACCAUGCUCGAAGUGAAGGAAGAACUUUGUGGUGGGAACCAGACCUUCGUGGUGUCUCAUAGCGCUGAAAGCCAGAUCACCUUUGGCUUGGUCACUGCCAGCGGUCGCGGGAACUUCGAACAGUUGACGGUGAGCGAGAUGGCUGUCCGGGAACACAAGUUUCGAAGUCCAGGGGAGACUCCCGAGGCUGUGUACAUCUCCUUCACCUCGGACGAAGAUCUCUUUGGCUUCGACAUUGCUCGUUCGAUGACGGAGACAGCGGCCUUGUAUCCCAUUUGCCUCGAGACCGACGUUCUUGCCAUGGGUGGCUCGCUAAGUAAUGACUCAGGGAUUGGUGGCGGCGCGCGGCUCCUGCUGCGCCAAGCGGCCGCAGUCUUCGGCAUUGCGGAUGCCGACAAUUGCACGGAACUUCGGGAGUACUGUGACGACAGUCAUGGCCGUCUUCUUCGAUACGCCUGUGGGAGCACGUGCAGAUGCACCGAUCCGCUGGCUUCGCCGUGGUAUCGGGUGCCGCACCAGGGCUGUGGCCUUCCUUGCUUGGCGCUUGCCGCCAGCGAGCAGAGGGGCUGUACGGAUGUGUCGCCCCAGGAGGCCGCUUGGGCGAAGUUUUGGGACGAUUAUCCUGGUGUGAUCUCGAUGCACUUUGGCACCGACAUCCAAUCCUCGGCCGCCUUUCCGGCGGUGAACCAGACCAUCCAAGCAAUGAAGACCUUCGGCUGCUCCUUCCUGAGACAAGCGCCCCUGGACUUCUUUACAACUGCCUCCUGGUGCACCGGAAACAGCGACCUCUUCAGCCCUGUUGCUCAACUUUGCCCUGAAUCUUGUGGCUGCAAGUCUUCCUUCGAUGCCAGCUUUUGCCCAAGUGCUUGUGCGGGCAACAGCACUGGAAUGCGGUGA